AUGGAAGUUAGCGAAGAAUUAAACGACAAACAACAAAAGGAGGCAAAAGACUUGAUAAAGAAAGAAAAAGAAAUCUUCGCACAAAGCGUUGAAGAACUAGGUCGUACGGAAAGAACUAACCACGUGAUCGACACCGGUGACGCUGCCCCGAUAAAGCAAAAUGCGUAUAGAGCCGCUCCCGGUAUUAAAGAAUUUAUUAAAAACGAAAUAACUCAACUUAAAAAAAGAGGGUUAAUCCGUGAAUCACAGAGUCCCUGGUCUUCCCCCGUCGUGGUAGUGCCUAAAAAGGGCGGAAAAUUACGUUUAUGUAUCGAUUAUCGUAAGUUGAACGCGGUCACGAAAAAAGACUCUUACCCUCUCCCCCGCGUGGACGACCUUUUGGAAACGUUUUCAAAAGCAAGAUGGUUUAGUUCGUUGGAUUUACUAAGUGGUUACUGGCAACUACCAGUAAAUGAAAAAGAUAAAGAAAAAACGGCGUUCGUUACCUCUUGCGGGACCUACGAGUUCAAUGUUAUGCCUUUCGGGCUGUGUAACGCCCCGGCAAGUUUCCAACGCUUAAUGGAUAAGAUUUUGGCUGAUGAGAUUGGAAAGUUUGUCGUAGUGUACCUAGACGACAUAAAUAUUUAUUCCGAAAAUUUUGAUGAACACCUAGAUCAUAUUAGUGUCAUUUUUAAGAAACUAAAGGAGUCCGGGUUAAAACUAAAUUUUGAAAAAUGUACCUUUUUCCGAAGCAAUAUCUGUUUCCUAGGUCACGUUGUGGGUAGAGAUGGAAUUAAGCCCGACGAAUCGAAGAUUGAAAAAGUGAAGAAUUUUCCGAUCCCGAAAACUUUACGACAACUUCGAGGAUUCAUUGGUCUGGCGUCGUACUAUCGACGAUUCAUUAAAGACUUCGCCACCAUCGCCCGUCCGUUACAUCAUUUGCUGAAAAAGAACGUUGAGUAUAAGUGGAAUAACGACCAAAAUUACGCAUUUGAAUCCCUUAAACGUCACCUUAUUACGGCUCCCAUCUUACGGUAUCCUGAUUUCCUAAAGACUUUCUUUAUUCACACCGACGCUUCGGGAUCCGGACUUGGUGCAGUGCUUUCGCAGAAAGACGACGAUGAUAAAGAAUUUGUUGUGUCGUACGCCAGCAGAGGGUUAACUUUACACGAAAAAAAUUACGCCGCAACCGAAUUAGAAUGCCUAGCCAUUUUAUGGGCAGUGGAACAUUUCCACCACUAUUACGGCUUAAACCCUUUUGUAGUAAUUACCGACCAUAGCGCACUCAAAUGGUUGAAAACCUCGAAACUUACCGGUCGACGUGCAAGAUGGAUGCUCCGCCUACAACCUUACGAUUUCACCAUUCAACAUAGAAAAGGACGAAAACACAGUAACGCUGACGC
Molecule: messenger RNA, 1382 nt
Organism: Dentiscutata erythropus
Lineage: Eukaryota; Fungi; Glomeromycota; Glomeromycetes; Diversisporales; Gigasporaceae
Source: the annotation of a GenBank genome assembly